CGUGCAUUAUUGCACCUACCAGCAAGUCUCUUCCUUCUUUCCAUCACCUGUUGCCUCUUCUCAGAUCUCCCUGUGGUUGAGCCUGUGAGGAAGAGCAAGGAAGCUCUGCGAGCAAGGAAACAUGGCAGAGUCGCUGCUGCUCCCCGUGGUGCGCGGCGUCGUCGGCAAGGCGGCAGACACUCUCGUGCAGAGCAUCACUAGCAUGUGGGGCGUCGAUGAUGACCGGCGCAAGCUCGAGCGCCACCUGGUGUACGUGCAGUCCUUGCUGGCCGACGCCGAGGCGAAGAGCGAGACCAACCGCGCCGUCCGGACGUGGAUGAAGGAGCUCAAGGCCGCCGCGUACCAGGCCGACGACGUCCUCGACGACUUCCAGUACGAGGCGCUGCGCCGUGAGGCAAUGAGCGACCAGUCCGUGGCAAGCAAGGUACUGAUCAACUUCACCUCAAAGAAUCGUCUUGCAUUUCGUUGUAAAGCGAGCAGAAACCUGAAGAAUGUGCUCAAAAAGAUUGACGAGCUCGUGACCGAGAUGGCAAAGUUUGGCCUGGUGAAGCUUGCGGAGGAACCGCCGCAAGCUCUUCCUCGGCAGACGCACUCAGCACUGGAUGAAUCCAUGGAGAUAUUUGGCAGAGAAGAUGACAAAGAUGGGGUGGUGGAACUGUUGGUGGACCAGCAAGAUCGGCAGGAUGUACAAGUGCUGCCCAUCCUUGGAAUGGGGGGUGUGGGCAAGACCACGCUAGCCAAGAUGGUGUACAACAACGACAAAAUUCAGAAGCACUUUGAAUUGAGGAUGUGGCACUGCGUGUCAGAAAAUUUUGAAGCUAUUCCUCUUGUUAGAUCUGUAAUUGAGUUGGCUACAAGUAGCAGAUGUGAUCUGCCUGACACGAUCGAGCUGCUGCGAGGAAAACUGCAGGAAGCUAUUGGCCGCAAAAGGUUCCUACUCAUUCUCGAUGAUGUGUGGAACGAAGACCGAAAGAAGUGGGAGGAUGACUUGAGGCCGCUACUCUGUUCUUCAAUUGGUGGAUCAGGAAGCACGAUAGUUGUCACAAGUAGAAGCCCAAAAGUGGCGUUAAUAAUGGGCACCCUUCCACCUCGUGAAUUAGUGUGUUUGAGUGAAGAUGAUUCAUGGGAAUUGUUCUCAAAGAAAGCAUUUAGUAAAGGAGUGCAAGAGCAAGCAGAGUUUGUCAAAAUUGGCAGAUGUAUCAGCGAGAAGUGCAAGGGACUGCCUCUUGCACUGAAGACAAUGGGUGGAUUGAUGAGUUCAAAACAACAAAUCCAAGAAUGGGAGGCCAUUGCAGAUUGCAAUAUUAGUGAUACCAAUAGAGGUAAAGAUGAGGUAUUGCCCAUACUAAAACUGAGCUACAAGCACUUGUCCCCUGAGAUGAAGCAAUGCUUUGCCUUCUGUUCAGUUUUCCCCAAGGACUAUGAGAUGGAGAAGGACAUGUUGAUUCAACUAUGGAUGGCAAACGGUUAUGUUCAUGAAGAGGAGACGAUAGACUUGUAUCUUCAAUGAGUUGGCUUGGAGGUCCUUUUUCCAACAUGUGAUAUUAGAGAGGGAGAUCGAUCCUCCUAAUUAUAUUGAUUAUCCCUCAAAACAAGAGAUAAGUGGAUGUAAAAUGCACGACUUGAUGCAUGACCUUGCAAAAGAUGUUGCAAAUGAAUGUGCAAUUGCAGAAGAGUUAAUUCAGCAAAACCUGCCUAUGAAUGACAUCCGUCACUUGCAUAUUUCGGAAAAUUAUGAAUUGAACAAAAUGAGCCGGUUACUCGGAGGCACAAAGUAUCUUCGCACUUUGUUGACGCCAGAAUCAUCGUACAAGGAUCUGAUGAAGUCAAAACUGAUGUCAUCAAGAGCAUUGCAUAUUUAUGAAGAUACUUCAAUCGUCCGUAUGGAGCUCACACGCAUAGCACAUUUGCGGUAUCUUGAUCUCUCUGACUCGUAUAUUGUUAGCUUGCCAAACUCAAUCUGUAUGUUGUAUAGCUUACUAUCUUUGAGGCUUAAUAACUGCUCCCGACUACAAUAUUUACCUGAGGGUAUGAGAACUA
Setaria italica (foxtail millet) is the source of this 2040-nucleotide messenger RNA. Its product is annotated as putative disease resistance protein RGA3. The coding region runs from base 122 to 1510 and encodes 462 amino acids. Gene Ontology annotation, biological process: defense response to other organism. Lineage: Eukaryota; Viridiplantae; Streptophyta; Magnoliopsida; Poales; Poaceae. The transcript has a single exon. The record is from RefSeq and is a predicted model, not a curated record. Gene Ontology annotation, molecular function: ADP binding.